AUGAUUUUUGAUUUAAGUUCAACAAGCAGUUUCACAAGUACACCAUCUCCGCGUAGUCAACCAACACCUCCAACAUUUACCGCACCAAUACAGCUUAUGAAUUUUCAAAGAUUUGGUGAACAACUGGAAACUACAACAGCAGCUAUUCCAACUCCAUCGUCAUCGUCCCGGAGUACAGCCGAUGAUAAAUUAUGUGCCGUAUGUUCAGAUAGAGCCGUUUGUCAACAUUAUGGCGCAAGAACUUGUGAAGGCUGUAAAGGUUUCUUCAAACGUACCGUACAAAAAAAGGCACAAUAUGUAUGCACUGGUAAUAAAAAUUGUACCAUUGAUAAACGUUUUCGUAGUCGUUGCCAAUAUUGCCGAUUUCAGAAAUGUUUAGCUGUUGGAAUGGUUAAAGAAGUUGUUCGGUACGGUAGUUUAUCGGGUAGACGUGGACGAUUACCAUCCAAAACCAAAAUGGCUCAUACCGAUGAACCGGCUAGUCCACCAUUACCGUUGUUAACGCUGCUUAGCAAAACAUAUACAGAUACAAAUGGUUCAUUGGAACAGUUGAUUAUGGUACUGAACGAUGAGAUGACCUUUAUGCAGCAAUUUUUUGCCAAAAUACCAGAUGUUGACGAUAUUACAGUUGCUGAUCAACAAAAUAUUAUUGCAUAUAAUUUCUUUCCACUUAUUGCACUAAAAACAUGUAAAAGGUAA
Molecule: messenger RNA, 699 nt
Organism: Enterobius vermicularis (human pinworm)
Lineage: Eukaryota; Metazoa; Nematoda; Chromadorea; Rhabditida; Oxyuridae
Source: the annotation of a GenBank genome assembly